Mus caroli (Ryukyu mouse) is the source of this 522-nucleotide messenger RNA. The record is from RefSeq and is a predicted model, not a curated record. NCBI's taxonomy places the organism in Eukaryota, Metazoa, Chordata, Mammalia, Rodentia, Muridae.
GGUGACAUUUGGAGAUACUGAAGAUGUGGAGUGGGCUUCAGAGGAGACUGUGGCAACAUCAUGUGGUACCAGCAGGGCAGUGUUUUCAGUAUGUGCACAUGAAAGUUGGAGACCGAGCAGAGCUCAGCAGAGCCUUCACAAGGCAGGAUGUAGCUACCUUCUCAGAGUUAACGGGAGAUGCCAAUCCUUUGCAUUUAAGUGAAGAUUUUGCAACACACUCCAAGUUUGGAAAGACAAUUGUUCAUGGGGUUUUGAUAAAUGGACUUAUUUCAGCUCUCCUGGGCACCAAAAUGCCAGGGCCAGGCUGUGUGUUUCUUUCCCAGGAAAUUAAAUUUCCUGCUCCUCUCUAUAUUGGAGAGAUGGUUUUAGCAUCUGCAGAAGUGAAGCGGCUGAAGCAGUCUGUUGCUGUUGUUGCAGUGUCCUGUUGUGUAAUAGAAAGUAAGAGGACCGUUAUGGAAGGCUGGGUUAAAGUGAUGGUCCCGGGAGCGCCCAGAUCCUGAAAUACAAAGUUAUACAUUUAAA